AUGAGGGCAUCCAGGCUGGUGCUGCUGUCUGCGGCCAGUGGUCUGGUCUCUGCCCUGUCACAGUUUGAUCGUCUCAAGUGGAACAAAAACCCCUGCCCAAGUGCCUGCGACCCCAGCGGCGAUACCAGCAAGUGGUUCACUUCCCACAGCGUGGACGAAUUCGCGGCCUGCAACGAGCCACUCCUGCUGAAAUUGAAUCUCUACAACCUCGUCGACGACGAUGCCACUCACACCACCAUCCGUGCCUGCACCCUGGGCAAUGCGAAGAGCGAGGUGAACUUCCUCGCAGCCUCUGGCUACGUCGCCCCCGAUGCCUUGGGUGCCACCAACUUUGGCCCCGCCAAUUAUCCCCCGUCGUCUCUGCAACGACGCGAUGACUCGAGUUUGACUGCGAAUGAGGCUGCCUGUGGUGCCGGCCCGGCCAUUGCGUCCAGUGCCACCGUUUCCCGCACACAGGAGGAGUCUACCAAGUCUCCCCUUAGCAGCAAGGCACUCGAAGAUGCGAUCCCUCGAGUCCUGUCUGCUGGCCCACCUUCCCUGUGGAUCUUCCCGGCCAACAACGACACGGAGCCACAGCGACGCAGCCAUCUGCGAGACCUCCACCCCCGAGCAGAGUGCCGGUAUAUCCGGGUCGAGGGCGGCGACACCUGCCCCUCGCUCGCCACCCGCUGUGGCAUUGGACUCACAGCCCUCAAGAGCUUCAACAAAGGCAUAGCCAACUUUUGCGAUGUCGUCGAGCCUGGCCAGGCUGUGUGCUGCUCGUCCGGUACGCCGCCGCCGGUUGGGCCCCGACCCAACGCCGAUGGUUCUUGUAAGUACCACGAGGUGCAGCAGGGCGAGAUCUGCGAUACCAUUGCCGCGCAGUAUGGGAUCACGACGGCGGAUCUGUUUGACCUGAACAAGAAGACCUGGGGCUGGGAUGGCUGCGAGCUCCCGGUGGGUCUGCGCAUCUGCGUCAGUAACGGCAACCCUCCACUGCCUGGAUCGGUGUGGAACGCCGACUGUGGUCCAACAGUACCAGGAACAGAGGCCCCGAAGGACGGUGAGGAGCUGGCGGAACUGAACCCGUGUCCGUUAGAUGUCUGCUGCAAUAUUUGGGGCAAAUGCGGCACCACCGUGGACUUCUGUAUCCCCUCGAAGUCGUCGACGGGCAAUCCAGGCACCUCGGCCCCCGGGGAAAACGGAUGUAUCGACAACUGCGGCAUAGAGAUGGUGAAUAACGAUGACGCGCCAAAGGAAUACCGGAAGGUCGGCUACUUCGAGGGCUGGAAUUACAACCGCCUUUUCGCUGUCGACAACAACUUGGAUGGACUGGACUUUGACUGGGAAUAUCCAGGCGCCACGGACAUCGAGGGGUCAGAGCCUGGGCAGGAGGACGAUGGCGAGAACUACCUCGAGUUUCUCAAGCUGGUGCGGGAGAAGCUGCCGGACGACAAGUCCCUUUCGAUUGCUACGGCGGCCUCUUUCUGGUAUCUCAAGGGUUUCCCGGCCAAGGACAUGGCCCCCGUGGUGGAUUAUUUCAUCCACAUGGCGUAUGAUCUUCACGGGCAAUGGGAUGUCGGCAGGGAAUGGUCGAUGGAAGGAUGUCCAGCCGGCAACUGUCUUCGGUCCCAUAUCAACUCCACGCAGACGCACGGCUCCCUAGUGAUGAUGACCAAGGCCGGCGUCCCAUCGCACAAGAUCGUCGUGGGCGUGACUAGUUACGGGAGGUCGUUCAAGAUGGCUGACGCGACCUGCCGCGGCCCAUUGUGUACUUAUCUCGGCGAGGGGAAUGAUUCGCCUGCAAAGCCCGGCCGUUGUACCGAGACCGGUGGCUACAUCUCCAACUACGAGAUCAACGAGAUCAUCGAGGAUGGGGGUGCCAUCAAGAGCUGGUAUGACGAGGAAACAGAUUCUGACUACCUGGUCUAUGACUCCGUCGAGUGGGUGGCGUAUAUGACCGACAAGACCAAAGACCGCCGGCGUGACCAGUAUAAGGGUCUGAACUGUGGUGGUACGACUGACUGGGCCAUUGAUCUCCAGGGCGAAGGUCGGCGUGCAAGACAGGGGACCCGGUCUAUCUGGACCCUAUUGUCUGCCAGGAGCCCAAUGCCUUGUGCAAACCCCCCUGCGUGCUCGUUUUUCCCCCCAGUCAGCUUCCCUGUCAACUAUAGUUGUUCUUAA
Molecule: messenger RNA, 2163 nt
Organism: Penicillium egyptiacum
Lineage: Eukaryota; Fungi; Ascomycota; Eurotiomycetes; Eurotiales; Aspergillaceae
Source: the annotation of a GenBank genome assembly